ACGGUAUUGGAACAAUUCUCCUCAUCUUCCCUAACGGUCUCUAGGCAUCAAUCGACUGCCAUAACCUCUCCUACAAAAAUUAAAAUGACAACAAUCCCCUUUUCUCUCUCCUCAACUCAUAUCAUACCACCAUUAUCAUCACUAAACAAACAUCCGCUUAAUCCCCUAACCUCAUUUCAAUUUCCCAUAACCCCAUUAAAACUCAACCCACUCUCAUCUAAACUAUGUUUAUGCAACUCAGAAACAUCCAUUACCACAUAUACAACAACAACAUCAUCAUCUUCAUCUUCAGAAUCAGAAAGCGAAGAAAAUGAUGAGAAUGGAGAAUCAAAAUCAUUUCUCUCAACCUCUAAUGGAGGAGGGUUAGCUCCUCCAGUGUUAAAGAAGAGGAAGAGGUACAGGAAAGAGUACCCAGGUGAGACUAGAGGGAUUACUGAAGAAAUGAGGUUUGUUGCUAUGAAGCUUCGGAAUAGUAAAGGGUCUUCUAAGUUUGGUGCCGAUUUUCGGGUGUCGGAUGAAGAGAAGUCUAAUGGUAAUGAUGGUUGGGAGCCUAGUAUGGAAGGGUUCCUCAAGUAUUUGGUUGAUAGCAAGCUUGUGUUUGAAACUAUCGAACGUGUCGUUGAGGAUUCGAACGACGUGUCAUAUGCAUACUUCAGGAGAACUGGAUUAGAAAGAUCGGGUAGUUUGGCUAGGGACCUAGAAUGGUUCAGCCAACAAGGUAUGGCGAUCCCAGAGCCUAGCAAUCCUGGAGUUUCUUAUGCUUCAUAUUUGCAGGAGCUUGCAGAAAAGAGUGCCCCAUUAUUUCUGUCUCAUUUCUACAAUGUUUACUUUUCACACAUAGCUGGUGGGCAAGUGAUAGCAAAACAGGUUGCUGAGAAGCUUCUUAAAGAAAGGCAAUUGGAGUUUUUUAAUUGGGAAGGAGAUGAGCAUGAGUUCCUUAAAGAAGUCAGAGAGAAGCUUAACAGGCUUGGUGAGAUAUAUAUUCUUGUUUUGCAGCAUUGGUCUCGUGAUGACAAAAACAAAUGCUUAAAAGAGUCGACUAAAUCAUUUAGGUACCUUGGACAGAUUGUACGUUUAAUCAUCAUCUUAUAAGUUGCAAUUCUGAAUUUUCCCCUUGUCUAGUUGACAUUAUCCUGCACUUUCGUGGGUUAUGUGAAAAUGAGUGGUUAAUUUGCUCCUGUUAAGCAGAUGAUUAGGUCUCCCAGUUCCAUGAUGCAACUGGCCCCAUCUGUAGUGCCUGUUCAGCAAAGUAUAUCUUCUGCCUAUUAACGAUAUUCUUGGAUGGAGAGUAAUGCAUCAAGGAGUAAUGAAGUCAAAUUUAAGAGAAUAUGCUUGGAUUGGGAGUAUGCAUCAGGAGAUAAUGAAGUCAAACUAACGAGAGCGAGGAAAUAUGAAGGGGGUUGCUACCCCUUUGAGGAUGGUGUGUUAUUGGAUAUAAAAUUCUCUAAUUCGUCAUCUUUACACAAUCUCUACAUCAGCCCAUCUACAACCACAUCGAUCUACCUUGGAUUCAUUUUAUUUUUUCUUUUAUUAUCCUUCUAUACAUUAUCCUCCACCCAAGCAUGCUCGAAGGAGGGACAUAACGUUGCUUAAGAAGCUCUUAGCAAAUUGCUGCUGAAACAUAGGUGGAAAAGGUCAGAUGAUAGAAAAAGAUCGUAGCCGUGGUAAAAGUUGCAGUGUUGUCAUGGGUGUUAUAACGUGCUCCACAAAUCACAACUAUCGUGGCAGGAACCGUUGAUUGAAUAUUAUCGACUUUAUCAUUGUAAUUUUGGGGUUUUGGAAGAUAUUAUUUAGAAACGGAUUAUUAAUUA
This is a messenger RNA of Beta vulgaris subsp. vulgaris (sugar beet), 1811 nucleotides long. Its product is annotated as probable inactive heme oxygenase 2, chloroplastic. The record is from RefSeq and is a predicted model, not a curated record. Lineage: Eukaryota; Viridiplantae; Streptophyta; Magnoliopsida; Caryophyllales; Amaranthaceae. The transcript has 5 exons. Gene Ontology annotation, biological process: heme oxidation; phytochromobilin biosynthetic process. Gene Ontology annotation, molecular function: heme oxygenase (decyclizing) activity. The coding region runs from base 85 to 1092 and encodes 335 amino acids.